Molecule: messenger RNA, 3605 nt
Organism: Cylas formicarius (sweet potato weevil)
Lineage: Eukaryota; Metazoa; Arthropoda; Insecta; Coleoptera; Brentidae
Product: serine protease persephone-like
Exons: 12
Coding region: 1491-2894 (467 amino acids)
Biological process (GO): proteolysis
Molecular function (GO): serine-type endopeptidase activity
Source: RefSeq, a predicted model, not a curated record
UUUUUGUCUUUUAUAAGUUUUCGUGGGUUGCGCUUAGCGGUUUAAAAUUUGAGCGAUAUUUGUAAAAAAUGUCCAUUAGAGGAUGUUUCUUGUGUAACUAUAAAUUCGAUCCAAAAAAUUUUCAUAUAGUUUUCCUCUACGUGAGGCCAUUAAAAAGCAAUGGAUAGAAGUGUGUGAUCUACUUCUGAGGGAUAAUCUGACGAAUUUGUUCAUAUGUUCUUAACAUGUUUGACCAGAAAAUUAUCAUAAGCCACACACUUUCAACAAAAUAUAAACUGAAAUUAGGAGCUAUACCAGAAGACAUUUUCAGUUUACCUUUCAAUUGUUGUGAUGAAUGUCACAGAACAAACCAUAAAGGGAGACGUUUUUCUAAACCAAGAUACAUUAAUGAGAUUUCCACAUCCCAAGAAAAAAGACCAAGAGCGAAAUGGGUUAUAGCACUGGUUAAGAGACAUUCCAAAAAUCAAGCAACUACAAUAAAAAAAACUCCAUGAUGCCAAACAUUUAUUGCAUAAAAUGGUUAAAACUUUAGGAGGUAUGGUUGAUUGAUUAAAAAGAAAGCUUUCUGAACAGGCUGGCAUAUAUUCUGAGCAUGUCGAAUAUUACUCAGUACAGGAGACAAAAGGAGACUCUCUCAAUUCUUUAGAAGGGACAUGAAAAUUAAAACUUGAAAGAAUACAAGGAGAAUCAAUAACACCAUUUAUCACACGAAGGAAAAAACAUAGAUCCAGAAAUUUUCUAUGGUCAUCUGGAAUAGCCACUCCAUGAAGCCACCCACUUCAAGGAGCUCCAUUCGUAAACCUCUCUGGCCCAUCCAAUACCUAAAAUACCAUUAAAAUUUGUUCUGCACAGCCUCGAUUCGGUGUUUGUGAAUUUCAUAAAAAGGAGGCCAGAUACUCAAAUUAUGGUAUUUCUCCAAUGGUGGAUUGGUAGAAAUGGAUCGAUUGUAUGACCUGAAAGAUCUGCAUCACCAUUGGAUUUUUUCCUCUGGGGAUGUUUAAAAUCAAAAGUGUAUAAGAAAAACCACAAAAUUUAGAUCAUUUAAAAAUAGAAUUACAUAUGAAAUAACGCGAAUUAAUGAAAAUAUCUUGAUUAAUGUUAAUAUUGUGAAGAAGUUAAUGGUGGACAUUUUCAACACCUGAUAAAAUAAUUUCUAAAUUAAGGUGCUCUGGCACUGAAAUCUUUCGAUAUUCCACUCUAGCGCCGUAUACAAGUACUAGUUUUCUAGGUUUCUUUCGUUUCUUCUUCUCUAAAAACACGUUAAAGAUCCAUUACAUCAGCAAGAGCCGAGAAAGGUCACGUUGGUCUGGGUCCCGGGUCACACCGGUGUCCGGGGCAAUGAGGCAGCGGACGCCUUAGCCAGGGAGGGGUCCUCGCAUAGGCAUAUAGGGCCAGAGCCCCGCUUGGGGAUCGCCCCGUGUGUGAGGCGGGGAGCUCUAGAAGCCUGGGCGAGAGACCGGGCCGCGGGGAGCUGGAGCGAUGCUCCGGGAAUGAGGCAGGCGAGGCUUAUGAUGGAUGGGCCCGCCCUUCCUCGGACCAGGGAGCUGCUUAGACUGACCAGGAGGGAGUGUAGAGCACUAACAGGGGCCUACACAGGACAUUGCAGGCUUAGGAGGCAUCUCUGCUUGCUAGGCAUUGGAGACGACCCGGAGUGUAGGUGGUGCAUGGAAGGGGAGGAGACCCCGUAUCAUCUGCUCACCGAGUGCCCUGCCUUGACAUGGGCAAGAUUGGGAGUCUUCGGAACGGGCUUGAUCGAUCCGGACUCAGUGCACGAGGGAUCAAAAUGCCAACAUUCCGGCAUGACGGGCCUAUGUAAACAAGUAAAAGACUGUCCGUUAGCAUUAAGUGCUGUUAAAAGAGGGGAACGACACAAUUUGGAACGAUGCGGUUUUGUCGGAUUUGAAGAGGUCGUUUGUUGCCCACAAGCUUUGGACCGCAGUCCUCUUGUGGAUUCGACCACUACGGACCAGGGAGUUGUCUGGACGGACAACGAAAUUCCUAGAAAAGAUCCGCCCAAGCAGCGUAACGAGACAAAUGACGGAAGUACGGAUGUCGAUAAUAAAGGAAGGAUCAACGCUAAACGAAAAUGCGAGAAAGCCUGCGAGAAGUACAUAAAAAUGAACGACAUUAAACCCCAAGUUGACUUCCAUAUCAUAGGUGGCGAAGACGCAAGAUUGGGGGAAUUUCCCCAUAUGGCGGCUUUAGGCUUUGAGGCAGACGACGAUUCAGGGGAAGCGUUAGACUGGAGAUUGUGUGCCGCAUCGCUAAUAUCAUCAAAGUUCUUGCUUACGGCCGCUCACUGUUUCGUAAACACAAGACGACCGGUUUUAAGAAAAGUCAGAAUGGGCGUUGUUAACUUGAGAAGAGAUAAGGUGCCUCCCGAGGAUUACGAUACGCUUAACACGACCAUUCAUCCCAAAUACAAUACCCGCACCAGGCACAACGAUAUCGCGGUAGUGGAACUCUCAACUCGAGUUAAAACAUCCCAGUACAUUCAGCCAGCCUGUCUCUACACCGAAGAUGAUGAUCCUCUGGGAUUAAUUAUCUCGGGAUGGGGCCAAAUAGUGGCCGGAAUUGGUGACGAAAGGGCGACUCAACUCCAAAAAGCUACACUGGCGCCUGUGUCGAUCAGUCAAUGCAAUAUAACGUUACUAUCUAAAUCGAUCGGCACCAGUAAGAUUAUCGUUGCUUCACAGAUAUGUGCUUGGUCGGAUACUAGUGAUACUUGCCAGGGCGAUUCUGGGGGACCGCUUCAAAUUCAGAAAAAGGACGGCAGUUAUGCUAUCGUGGGCAUAGUUUCUUAUGGAGCGGGUUGCGGCGGAAAAACUCCAGGAGUAUACACGAGAGUUUCCAGAUUUUUAAAUUGGAUAGAGACGGUUGUGUGGCCGGAUUAAUAAAUUCGUGUUUGUCGCCCCUAGGUCUUUUAUUCCAAUGAACUUAGAGAGUGACAAUUAUAUCACAUCAUAAAGUGUGUGAACUAAUAAAUGCACGUACUUCGGUGAUAAGGUGCGUGAGGCCAAGAGGAUAUCUUAUGAUUGAUGACGAAAGGGGUUGUAGCUUUGGUUAAGGUUAAUGUUAAUGUUUAUUUUAAUUAUUUUUAGUUUCCUUAUAUUUAGUGAUUUUAUUGCAUCCUCGCCUAAAAGUAAAGUUUAUCUAGUCACGUAAGUUAUAUUUUACAACAGUCUACAAACAAAAAGUAUUCUAGGGUAAGAUCCGUAGCAAAUAUUUUAAUUAAAUUAAAUUUCUUUUAGGCCGAAAAGCUUUUAUUAUUAUUGUCCAAGAUUUGUAAGUUAUUUGUUGCAGAUUCAUAGUUAUGAUUCAUAGAAUAUUUUUGGAUAUUUUUAGUUAAUAAAAAUUAGGUAAUCUCAGGACUAAUUUUAGUAAGAUAUUUAAAUAAAAAGUACAAUACCAAGCAAGUAUUAUGUCAAAAUUGUAUAUGAAUGUUAGCACAAACUACGAAGGACAAUUUAUUUAAAAAAACAAUUUGAUGUUACAAGAGGCUAAAAUAGGCGAAUAUAAACAAAUAAAUUAUAUAAAAAGCAAAAUAUAAAACCUGUUAAGUUUUCGCCAUUUUAAAUAGGAAUGUCGCUACAUAGUUUUUUAAA